Molecule: messenger RNA, 831 nt
Organism: Caenorhabditis briggsae
Lineage: Eukaryota; Metazoa; Nematoda; Chromadorea; Rhabditida; Rhabditidae
Exons: 2
Coding region: 1-831 (276 amino acids)
Source: RefSeq, a predicted model, not a curated record
AUGUCUCUCAAAAUUCUUCUGAAUCUUCUGCUGAUCAUUGGUGUCUCAAUUCUAUUCCUUGUGCAGUGUGGUGGCAAGAAGAAGAGAAAAUCCACGGCGUCAGUUAAAAGUGAAAAAAGUGAGGAGGAGUCUGAUGAUGAGUCUGGAGCUGAGAGGAAAAAGAAGUCGAAGAAGCCAAAGAAAGAUAAGGAUGCGCCAGAGAGCCAAAAUCCAAACGCACCAAAACCACCAAAGAAUAUGGCUCAGAUUGCGGCGACUCAAGAUCCAAACUAUCAGACAUUGGCUGGUCUGAAUAACGACGCCGUUUUUGGAGGAGGUGGUGCGGGAGGUGCAGGAGGAGGUGCCGGUCCAAAAGCUCCCCCAGCUGGCACGAAACCUGGAAUGGCUGGAACUCAGGAUCCUAAUUACCAAACAUUGGCUGGUUUGAAUAAUGAUGCAGUUUUCGGAGGUGGUGGUGGUGCUGGAGGGGCUCCCAAGGCUCCAGCUGUCGGUGGAAAAGCAGCCACCAACGAUCCAAAUUAUCAGACUCUCGCCGGACUGAACAACGACGAAAUUUUCAAACCUGGUGGCGCUGGUGGAGGAGCCGGACCAAAAGCUCCAGUUGCUCCGGGAGGAAAAGCCGCCACAAAUGACCCGAAUUAUCAGACACUGGCCGGUCUGAAUAACGCCGACAUUUUCAAGGAUAAGGCUGGAGGAGGAGGAGGGGGCGGAGCCGCCGGACCAAAAGCCCCAGCACAAAUUGGAGCAAAAGCGGCGACCCAUGAUCCCAACUACCAGACACUGGCCGGUCUCAAUCAGGAUAUCUUUGGUGCUGAUAAGAAGAAGUUUUAG